This is a messenger RNA of Neopelma chrysocephalum (saffron-crested tyrant-manakin), 3876 nucleotides long. RefSeq names its product transmembrane and tetratricopeptide repeat containing 2 (gene TMTC2). NCBI's taxonomy places the organism in Eukaryota, Metazoa, Chordata, Aves, Passeriformes, Pipridae. Gene Ontology annotation, biological process: protein O-linked glycosylation via mannose. The transcript is spliced from 12 exons. The record is from RefSeq and is a predicted model, not a curated record. Gene Ontology annotation, cellular component: endoplasmic reticulum membrane. Bases 48 to 2558 code for a protein of 836 amino acids. Gene Ontology annotation, molecular function: mannosyltransferase activity; protein binding.
CAGGGGGCUGCCUCGGUGCGAGAGCGGCGGCGGCAGCAGGCGGAGACAUGAUCGCGGAGUUGUUGAGCAGCGCCCUGGGGCUCGCCCUGUACCUCAACACCCUGGGCGCCGACUUCUGCUACGAUGACAGUCGAGCUAUCAAGACAAACCAGGACCUUCUGCCUGAGACGCCAUGGAUUCAUAUCUUCUACAAUGACUUUUGGGGGACACUGCUUACUCAUAGUGGGAGCCACAAGUCCUACAGACCUCUCUGCACACUUUCCUUCCGCAUUAACCAUGCUGUUGGGGGAAUGGACCCAUGGGGCUACCACCUUGUAAACGUCCUAUUACAUGCUGCAGUCACAGGCCUUUUCACAAACUUCUCCAGGAUUCUGUUUGGAGAUGGGUACUGGACCUUGAUAGCAGGCCUGCUGUUUGCGUCUCAUCCCAUCCACACGGAAGCUGUAGCGGGGAUUGUAGGGAGGGCAGACAUCGGAGCCUGCCUCUUCUUUCUCCUUUCCCUGAUGUGUUACGUGAAGCACUGCUCUACCAGAGGUUCCUCAACAAGUACUUGGGGCUGGAUCUUGGGAGCAGGGCUGUGCGCAGGAUGCAGCAUGCUGUGGAAGGAGCAAGGAGUGACUGUUCUGGCCAUUUCAGCUGUGUACGAUGUCUUUGUAUUUCAUCGACUGAAAAUGCAUCAGAUCAUUUCUGCUUUAUGCAAGAGAAAGAAUUUGACCCUGUUCUUCAGCAUUGGUUUAUUGACUUCCUGGGGCACUGCACUGCUGGGUGUUCGCUUAUACUGGAUGGGCAACAAGCCCCCAAGUUUUUCCAACUCUGACAAUCCAGCAGCUGACUCAGACAGUUUUCUCACACGUACGCUGACCUUCUUUUACUUGCCAACCAAGAACCUCUGGCUGUUGCUGUGCCCAGAUACCCUCAGCUUUGAUUGGUCUAUGGAUGCUGUGCCUCUUCUAAAAGCAGUCAGUGACUGGAGGAAUCUACACACUGUGGCCUUCUAUGCUGGUCUCCUCCUCCUUGCCUACUUCAGCCUGAAGGGCUCCAGCAAUGAGAGAGAAUGCAAUGGGAGAACUGUAAUGAAUGGGAAGCAAAAUGCUAAUGGGCAUAGCUGCCACUCAGAAAUGGAGUACAAGACGCUGGAGGUGAAGUCAAGCUUUGCAUCAAAAGAAGAGAAUGGCAUAAAAAAGCAUGAAAUUAAGAAACUGCAGCUUCCUUCAACUGAGAACAUUGUCAUUCUGUCUCUCUCUUUGUUAAUAGUGCCCUUUGUUCCUGCCACAAACCUAUUUUUCUAUGUUGGCUUUGUAAUAGCAGAGCGUGUGCUGUAUGUUCCUAGUAUGGGCUUCUGCCUGCUGGUUACAGUAGGUGUCAGGGCCCUUUAUGUCAAAGCCCAAAAGCGCUUUUUGAAGAACUUGGUUUUUUGUUCCACUGCUGCAUUAAUUAUUUUCUAUGGACUCAAGACUGUUGUCAGGAAUGGGGACUGGCAGAAUGAAGAGAUGCUGUAUAGAUCAGGGAUAAAAGUAAACCCUGCUAAAGCAUGGGGUAACCUUGGAAAUGUUCUCAAGAGCCAGAGCAAGAUUUCUGAAGCUGAAAGCGCCUACAGAAAUGCCUUGUACUACCGCAGCAACAUGGCUGAUAUGCUCUAUAAUUUAGGAUUACUCCUUCAGGAAAACAGCAGGUUUUCAGAGGCAUUGCAUUACUAUAAACUGGCAAUUGGAAGCAGACCCACACUAGCUUCUGCCUAUUUGAAUACUGGUAUCAUCCUGAUGAACCAAGGGAAGACAGAGGAAGCCAGGAGGACUUUUGUGAAGUGCUCAGAGAUCCCUGAUGAAAAUCUGAAAGAUCCUCAUGCUCAUAAAAGCUCUGUUACCAGCUGUCUUUAUAACUUAGGAAAACUUUUUCAUGAACAAGGACACUAUGAGGAUGCCCUUAUGGUUUACAAAGAAGCAGUACAGAAAAUGCCAAGGCAGUUUGCACCACAGAGCUUAUAUAACAUGAUGGGAGAAGCCUAUAUGAGAAUGAGCCGGCUGCCAGAAGCAGAGCACUGGUAUGUGGAGUCACUGCGAUCCAAGAGCGACCACAUCCCAGCCCAUCUCACCUAUGGAAAACUGCUGGCUCUGACGGGACGCAAGAAUGAGGCAGAAAAGUACUUCAUGAAGGCUAUUCAGCUGGAUCCUACCAAAGGAAACUGCUACAUGCAUUAUGGUCAGUUCCUCCUUGAAGAAUCCCGCCUGAUAGAAGCAGCUGAAAUGGCAAAAAAGGCAGCCGAACUCGAUAAUAUGGAAUUUGAUGUUGUUUUCAAUGCAGCCCAUAUGCUCAGACAAGCCAGUCUUAAUGAAGAAGCAGAGAAGUAUUAUGAAAUGGCAGCAGGAUUAAGACCUAAUUAUCCAGCUGCCCUGAUGAAUCUUGGAGCCAUUCUCCAUCUGAAUGGUAAAUUGAAAGAGGCUGAAGCAAACUACCUCCUUGCUCUUCAACUUAAACCUGAUGAUGUCAUCACCCAGUCCAACCUGCGCAAAUUGUGGAAUAUAAUGGAGAAACAAGGUUUGAAGACAUCCAAAACAUGAUAAUGAAAACUCUGAAUUUUUCUUCCUUAAACUUAUUAAAUCCACAAACUAGAACUUCCACACAGUUGUUCGGUCAGAGAACUCACUGGACUUGGCUGCAAGGAUGAGAGGUCUUACUUACCGCCAAGGAGAAACUAUUCUACCAGAUAAAUAGAGGAAGAGAUACUUUGAGGUAUUCGUGAAGGACUUGUUACCCCACAAAAACAUUUGGAACCAUGGCACUUGAGAGGAGGUGUUUUGGCAUAUUUGAUAAAUCAUUGCAAAUCCCGUAUUGCUUACUUUUGGGUGGGUACCUGAAAUGUGUACUUUCAUAGAAAUACUAAGGGAAAAUCUCACAGUAUACACUAAGCCAUGUGGGAGUUAAAGUGGUAAUAGUGGGUUAAAGUAUUUUGCUGAUACUGUAACUCAUUAAAAUGUAUACUAAAUCCAAAUGUUUGCAGUUUGUCUUAAUGCUGCUGUAUCUCACUUUUGAACCAUUUGCUUUCCAAUUUUUCAGCUUAUAUGGCAAAUUUUUUUCAAACCUGUCACAUGAUUAGAUGACAGCAUUCAAAGUUGUUUGCUGAAACAUGCCUAUUAUUUCAGCAUGUUGACUUUUAAUCCAGGUUUCUUGAGACAUACAGUCAAAUUGCUGUCAGGUAGACAGAAUGACUGAGGAACUGCCCAUAUUCUACAUCAGACAUAGUAUGUAGGCUAGUAAAAAAAAGUCCAUAGGUAUGAUUUAGCAAUACAAGAAGGAGUCAUGUUUGCCCUGAUACCAAAUCAGUGUGGUCAGACUGUCAUCUUAGGAAAAAAAAUAAUUGGUAUUAUAGAAUAAUGGGUCUGACUCUCUUUACUUUGCCGUUAGAUAAGUCCAACUUUAAACUGGACUCUGGAUACAAUAUUUUUGCAAUAACUAGUAUAAGUGAGAUUUGUGAAAGUAUUAGUGCUUGGAUAUGCUACAAAUGAGACUUUAUGAGCAACUCUGAGAAAAGGGAAUGUUAUCCAUUAGUGAGGCUCACAAAUAACUGAAGGGACUAGAUUAGAUUAUGCUUAAAAUAGUGUAGAUCAAGAGAAAUUUGUAAUGGUGGUUGCCAGUUACUUUUCACAGUGGUGGUGUUUUAAAGCGUAUUACCUAUUCAGAUUCUAACCAAAUAUUAGCAUUCUGUUUGUAUUCUUACAUGUGCUAGCAGCAGAGCUGUCAAGUAUCUAAAUACACUUUUGGUGAGGUUCAUUUCUGUUUCAGAAUGAUUUGUCCUCAUUACUGUUUUAGUCUUCAGAUUUUCAAUGUAAAGAUAAUUUAUUUCAAAUUGAGUGUAUGAAGCUUUAGUCAGUUUUUUUU